Messenger RNA from Nothobranchius furzeri (turquoise killifish), 4706 nucleotides. RefSeq names its product CUB domain containing protein 1b (gene cdcp1b). The record is from RefSeq and is a predicted model, not a curated record. NCBI's taxonomy places the organism in Eukaryota, Metazoa, Chordata, Actinopteri, Cyprinodontiformes, Nothobranchiidae.
CGGAGAGCCACCGGAGCUCGAGUCCGACAGAACGACCAGCUUUCCGCUGACUGUGCGUCGGUAGGACUGCGCGGACCUUCCUGCAGGUUGGAACAGGUAAAACCCACCUGCGGGCCACGCCCUCCGCCGCGCACAGGUAACGUCGAGCAGGAAGUGGCUGUCAACGCCGAGGCUGCUGCUCAAAGUCACCGAAAUGUUCGCGUUUUUCUGACUUCGACUUAAAAAAAAUUAUUAUUAGAAAUAUCUUACAUUUAGAAGAUGACGUGUUUCUGUGGAACCCGCGCGCUCCUGGUGUUGUUGUUUCUGUCAUCUUUGAGCUCCACAGAGUCCUUGCAGACAGUGGUGCCACCAUGCAGUGGCUGUACUGUGACUGUUUCCACCACCCUGACUCUGGAUGAGUGUUCUGUCUGCACGGUCAGUGGGGUGAAUGACACCCAGACAUCCUGCAGCUCCUCAGUAACCCUGGUACCUGUACAGGAGGUUAAACUUCUGUUUAAGUGCUCUCAGCCCAUCGAACAGUCUUUCACCGUGACUGUUGACAGCUCUGUUGAAUGCACCGGAGGUACCUGCAACCCAUCGACGGUAGAAGCCCCGGCAUUCAUUCUGCAGCAGUUUUCCAGAACCUUUACUUGGGAAGUAAAGGCACCUGAAAAGACACUUGUGAAACUCAACGUUCUCGGAGAAGGACUGAUUGAGACAUCACAACCGUGCCCCGAUGGCCUGCGUUAUACAGUGGCCACAUCAAAAACCAACAUUAAGAACUGGACCCAUUAUUGUCGUGGUGGCACUGAGAAUGUUUUAAAGCUGCUCAAUCAAGCCGUUGUGUCUUUAGAAGCACAACCGAAGACGAAGGUACAACUUGUGUUGUUUCAAGCCACCGCUGAAGCUUUUGUUCGACCAAAAAUGGUCGUAACCAUUGGCCCCAGUUCCACUGUGGUCCUGAGCCGCGACCAGGGGGAGCCAGAAUGUGACGUGUGCGUCUAUGGUGGUCCCGCUCCUGACUGCAGCUCAUCAGAAAAGACCCUGAAGAGUCCUGGCAAUCUGGAAGUGGACUUUGGCUGCCUGAACCCCCAGGAGGUGUUCACCAUGAAGAUGACAACAAAAAUAGCAUGCACGACAAGCUCCUGCACUCCAGCCGUAGCUAAUGUUGAUCCCACCCUCUUCAAGGACUUCAAAAGAACCCUGAUGUGGGACAUUAGUGUCCCAGAAAGGACCGUUUUAUCUUUGGACUUUGGACCUAGUUAUGGACUAAAGGACAUUUCCACCACAGACAAUUGCCAGGAUGGUUAUAAGUACACUGUGAGUACAUCUAGGUUUGAUGGAACCAUCCAAACUAACAGUUACUGCAAAGAUGGGAAGGUGUCUCAACUAGAACUGCUUGGAGCAACAACUGUAACACUUGAGUUACCCACAGGAGGAGAUCUGGACCGGACUGUGUUCAAUGUAAACACAACUCCAAGACGUGGCAGACAAGAGUCUGUGACCUCUGACCCCAACACCAUGAUCUUCAUCAGCAGGGUGGCCCAAGAGCCAGACUGUAGCGUGUGUGUAAACGAGGGUUCUGGUCAAAACUGUAACCCACAGUCCCUUAGCCUGACUGACCCUUCCAACACCAUCGUAGAGUUCACGUGUCCACUGCCUCAAGACGUCUUCAGUGUGGAGAUAAACAGGCAAAUUGACUGCACAAAGUCGUCCUGUGUAGGUGACACUGUUCACGCUGAAUCCACAUUCUUUCCUGACUUCAAUCGGACUUUCACUUGGGAUCUGAAAGUUAACUCCCCUAAGACUUUCCAGCUGGACUUUCCAGAGCCGGGAAUGCGACAAGUCCAAAAAGAAGAAUUGUGUCCGGAUGGCCACACGUACUCCCUUAUUGCCUAUCCGCGCACCGGGUUUGCAGAUAUUGGUACCUUUUGCCAAGGAGGCCCUGUGAACACAGUACAGGUUCGUUACAAGGGCCGCAUGUCCUUGAGGGUGCCUGGGAAUGCUAAACUGGGUCCUGCCAACUUUAAACUGGAUGUUGGACCUGAGACCAGAAUGCUGGCCAUCAUGAAGGUCAGUCUACCUCGAGGUGUAUCGGAUACAGACUUCAGCACACCCUACUUCCCCAGGAAGUUCCCCGAUCUUCAGCAGAUGCAGUGGGAUUUCACAGUACCCGGCAUGCACAACUACACCAUCCUCUUUCAUAACUACACAGUCCCUGAAUGCCUGACGGGCGAUGUGGCGGUGGAGUAUCAGAAAGGGGAGUCAAAGGUGACUACACUGACUCUGACGGAUCCCCAGCCUCAGCAUCAGCAGGGGGACUUCAGCAUGGUGCUGAAGAACUGCGAAACCAACACAACGCUCCAAGGGCUCAGCUUGAGCUACAGAGUCUCUGUGAUGAGAAGUGGUCAUCCAGUUCUCUGUACAGUGGAUUUAACCAAACAACAAGGCGUGUCCCUGCAGAUUGAGAAAGUAGGUUCGGACCCGUAUUGUGAGAUCAGCUUAAACUCUGAGGUCAAAGAAAAGAUGAAUGUAUUAGAAAGAACCACAGCCCGUCUCUCCUUCCUGGACUGUACAAAGGAUGACCUUCGUCUGACUGCUAGACAAGUUUUUGACUGCCCAAAUGCUGCAUCGUGCCCUCCAUUUUCUCUAACCAUUCCCUCUUUGGACUCCUGCCUCCCGAUGCCACUCAGUAGCUUCACUUGGCUCCUCAGAAUCCCCAGCGACCAAUCGCUGGACCUGGUAUCUCCAUCUGGGAGUCUUCAGCAGGCCCUCCCGGGACAGGAGUGCCAGAAGGAUUUUUUGUUAAACGUGGCUGAGGCUGAUGGGUAUUCUGUUGGAGAUUUCUGCCUCAAUGGCAACAUUCAGAAAGUUCAAGUGCACGCCAAUAUCACCGUCACAGCUACGACACCAGACUUCAGCAAGGUCAGAGAGCCGUUUCUCAAUGUCAGCAUUGGUCCAGAGAUCUCAGAAACCUUCAUCUACAGCAUUGACCCGACUAUGACCAUUCUCACCCUACUGGCCACCCCUAACUGGCCUCAGGGCAUGAGACCUUUCUCCACCGCAUCCUGGAUAGUCUCUCUCCCAAGUCAGUACAGCGCAGACAUUCAGUUUGCCAACCUCAGCCAGCCCAUAUGUGCUGAAAAACACACCCAAAUCAAGGUGAAGAACCUGGACCAGAAGGCAGAGCUGAUGAGCCGGCGGGAGGACGAGAAGAUAGAAAACUUAAUGGCACAGCAGAGUUUCCAGCUGGAUAUGUCCAACUGUAAACCAAAAACGGGAGACUUUGGUGCUAUGACCAAAAUUGUUCUUCAGAAAAAGUCCAAUCUAUUGGCCAUUCUUCUUGGUUUAGCAGGAGUUCUUCUGCUUUUGAUCUUAUUGCUAGCUGCUGUCUGUGUUAUAGCAAGGAAAAAGAAACAGAGACGGAAAGAGUCAUCCAUCUAUACGACCAACAACAUCUUCCGCCCAAGUGAUCGACACUUCACCAAACCUUCCCCUGACAACAACUCUUACGACUACAUAGAUGACAGCAUGGUCUACGGUCACAUGUUGACGGACACCAGCUACCCAGACCGCUCGCUAGACUUCCCAAAAGGCAAGCAGGCGGACACCUAUCAAACCUUUACAGGCCCCACCGAUGUACCACUGCCUAUCAUUAAUGAACCAGAAUCUGAGCCUGAGAUGGACAUGUACACACCGUUCCUUGACACCUCUGAGUCUUUCAUCCCGUCCCGCCCACGCACUCCCAUCAACCGGCAGGAAAGCCUCGGCUUCCAGGACAGCAGGAUGACGGAUAAUCAGUUUUGCACGUUCAAAAGCACAGGUGAUAUCAACACCAUCCAGCUCUCUGGUGAGGAUCUGAAACCACAACCGCCAAAAAGCAAGGAUUACUUAUAAUCUGUCAUCUGUGGAAUGGAACGAUUUUACUAAAGACACAUUACAGCACAGUCGGUGGACCGCUGCGCCAUUCUCAGGGAAGCUGAGUCCCUUUUAAAGCAGAUUUUGUCUUUGAACACAUUUUUAGAUAAAAGCUGUGAGCCUCGUUUUUCCAUGAGAACGUGAGAAAUGGACUUAUUCUUGCUGGGAGCUAAAUGGUUCAGGAAUUUGAAGCGGUUCUGGUUCAUGCAGCAGUUGUGGCCUUAAAAACAAAAUGUGAACGAGAGAAACAUUUUUUGCAAAUGAUUGAUCACAUGAAUAAUCAGACAUUUCUUAUGAGAAAGAAUGAAACAAAGGGUCAGUCAUAAACAAUUCAUGCAGAUUUUUAAAAUGUCUUUGUUACAAAGACGGCUUUGUUUGUCAUCUUUUGUCAAAAAUCGAACAAUUCUCUGUUUCACAAGAUCAUCGCCGCUUUUUUUUAAAGGCAGAAAAACGAUCGCAUAAUGUCUCAAAGAAGCUUCAAGCUUUAAAUUGAAAUAAUAAAUUAUUAAUAUUAUACUGAGCUUUAAGGAUGCUUGGAAAACAUUUCCUUUCAUUUACCUUUUUAUGUUUGCUGUAAUGGUUGAUAAUGUUUUUACUCCCAGCAAAAACCAGAAAAACAUCAAAUUUUAGAUUUAUUUCAGUUUCUGGCUUUAAGAGCUGGAACUUGGGCGAACAUUUUUUAAUGUUUUUAUACUGGACACUAGUGUUUUGAAUAUGUUUUAAUUUUUUUGUCAUUAAAUGUAAAUACAGUUUAGUGUGUUCUCUUUUUUUCCCCAAAUAAAUUGACAAACUUGUUCCAAGGGGAAAAA